AUGGCGCCCUCCACGUCGCUCUCAUCGCAUGAGCGAACCCGAGUGGAAGACUAUUUAAAUGACAAGAUUCAAGUCACGCCCGACCUUGAGAGUCUCGACUCCCUCCUCUCCAACCUCCGCGCUCAGCAGGAGCUUCAACGAAAGCAGCUAGCAGAGGCACAGGAAGCUCUAUCGAACGCAACGAAGGCGUCCAUUGACCAUGCUGAAGCCACUCGUAAACGCGCCGAGACAUUUGCGGAGGAACAGGCGGACAUCGACCGGCGCUUGAAGGCCAUUACGCAAUCCGAAACCAGCGAUGAAGCAGUGCAUCGACUAGAGAAGAGCAUGGAGAGGUUCCAACGCCUGGAGUUAUCUAAGGGAUAUGUGGAGCUACUAAGGGAGGCGGAAGAGUUGAGCAAGGAAGCCCUCGCCAGCAUCUCCUCCGAGCCUCGCACCGCACUGAAGCCAUAUGCCCGACUCCGCAAUCUCGUGUCUUCGCUGAAAGAAGUCCAACCCGCCGCCGAGGGAGCUGCGCCCCACCUUAUCGACUAUACCGAGAAACUCGCGUGUGCAUUGAGACAACAACUGAAGAAGUUCUUCAGCGAUCGACUGCAAAAAUCACUCGAAUCUAUGAAAUGGCCAACCCGGGAACUAAAUAUCACCGAUCCAUUGUUAGAUCAGUGGAGGCAGGAUGUUGAGUUACUUAUCGAUUUACAAACGCCCGAGCUACCGGGCCGAGAUGCGUUAGCACCUGGUUCCACUAUUCAGCCUCCAGUCCUCUUCCCAUUAGAGAUGAUGGUGCAUUCGCUCGAGCUCCGAUUCAAAUAUCACUUUAGCGGCGACAAGCCAACCAACAGGCUUGACAAGCCUGAAUAUUUCUUGUCCCACGUCAUGGAUCUAAUAAAUCAAUUCGGAGGCUUCUUCACAUCAUAUCUCCAACCUAUUCUUGACGAAAAGGCCCAGGCUGCGGAUCAAUGUUUUGAGUGGAAUUUCUAUAAUGCACUGCAUGCUUUUAUUAACGCUCUUCUGCCCAUCCUGAGGCAAAAAAUCGAUUCAUUUCUUCCUCAGAUCGCAGACCACCCCCAGUUACUGAGCCACUUCAUCCACGAGCUCAUGAAUUUUGACAACGACAUUCGCGAGACUUGGAAUUACCUACCAGAUCCCUACCAAGAAGGAAAUUGGAGGGGGCUGACCUCGGAGGUUCUGACAAAGCAGGGCUGGUACGAUCGUUGGCUUCAAGUCGAGAAAGAAUUCGCAUUAGCUCGAUACAGAGACAUUAUCGACAAUCCUGAUAGUGGGCAUAUCGACUAUGAUGGCAUCGAGCUCACCGCGACUAAGCCGACUAAGGCUGCAAUCCGUGUAAACGAUCUUCUGGAAACUAUCACCGAACGUUAUCAACCUUUGACUUCGUUCAGUCAGAAACUCCGAUUCUUGAUUGACAUUCAAAUCACAAUUUUCGAUCAAUUUCAUGAGCGUCUCCACUCCGCUUUGGAGGCAUAUCUUGCCAUGACAUCUACACUCGGUCGCACAGUGCAGGGUGCUGAUGGCCAAGCCAGCGUGGAAGGUGUUGCGGGCCUUGAGCGACUCUGCAGAGUCUUCGGCAGUGCCGAGUACCUUGAAAGGAAAAUGGAAGACUGGAGCAACGAUGUGUUCUUUGUUGAGUUAUGGUCCGAGUUACAAGAACGGGUUCGCCAAAAUCGCGACGGUGGCAAGAAUGUCGCGGGCAACAUGUCCAUUGCGGAAGUGGCAUCUCGCACGUCUCCAGCCGUGGCAACCAACGACGCAACUAGUGAACAGUCCUCAUCUGAUGGUGCACUCUUUGAUGAAACCGCCUCUGCCUACCGCCGUCUUCGAUUGCGAUCUGAAUCCAUCAUCAUCUCGACGUUGACUUCGAACGUAACGACUGCUUUGAAACCUUACUCUCGUGUAUCGACCUGGGCAACUAUUUCCACACCCUCCACAGGUGCUUCAUCAUCUCCUCUCUCCCUAACAUCUGACCUGGCACAUGCAAUCCGCACCCUAUCCACCCAGGUCUCCUUUCUCUCUAGUGCACUUGGUGUUGCUUCUCUUCGCCGGGUUUCCCGCCAGCUUCUCCUUUCCAUACAGACUUAUAUCUGGGAUAACGUACUGAUGAGAAAUGCGUUUUCUGCCACGGGUGCGGCACAGCUGUUCAGUGAUGUGGACCAUAUCUGCAAUGUGAUCGACACCUCCCUUGGUGUAGCCGGUCAUGCUGGGGGUGCUCUACAGAUUGUGAAGAAGUUGAAUGAUGGCCUGCGUCUCCUCCAACUGGAUGCAUCGCCAGCUGAAGAUGGCACCGAUGAUGCAGAAUCGAACCCAGGGUUGUGGGACGUGGAGAGGAGGUUAUUUAAGGACAACGAGAGUGCCCGGACUGCGCUUGUCGAGCUAGAGGUCGAUGGGCUGACGGAGGCCGAAGCUCGGUCGGUGCUGGAGCGCAGAGUUGAGAUCGGAAACUAG
Penicillium waksmanii is the source of this 2454-nucleotide messenger RNA. Its product is annotated as RINT-1 family protein. The record is from RefSeq and is a predicted model, not a curated record. Lineage: Eukaryota; Fungi; Ascomycota; Eurotiomycetes; Eurotiales; Aspergillaceae. The coding region runs from base 1 to 2454 and encodes 817 amino acids. The transcript has 5 exons. Gene Ontology annotation, biological process: retrograde vesicle-mediated transport, Golgi to endoplasmic reticulum; endoplasmic reticulum to Golgi vesicle-mediated transport; regulation of ER to Golgi vesicle-mediated transport. Gene Ontology annotation, cellular component: Dsl1/NZR complex.